Molecule: messenger RNA, 6401 nt
Organism: Bactrocera dorsalis (oriental fruit fly)
Lineage: Eukaryota; Metazoa; Arthropoda; Insecta; Diptera; Tephritidae
Product: zinc finger protein 729
Exons: 14
Coding region: 162-5423 (1753 amino acids)
Biological process (GO): regulation of transcription by RNA polymerase II
Cellular component (GO): nucleus
Molecular function (GO): RNA polymerase II cis-regulatory region sequence-specific DNA binding; zinc ion binding; DNA-binding transcription factor activity
Source: RefSeq, a predicted model, not a curated record
AAUUGUCAAACGUAUUUACCAUCGUAAGUGAUUUACACCUGCAUCGCUCUACACUUUCAUAAUUCGAUCACCAGCACAACAAAAUAAAUUUGAUUACAUUGCAAACUGCAUAUAUAAUGUUUAAUAUUUAUAAACAUAAUAACACAAAUUUUUAAGUGAUCAUGUCAAAUACUUUCGAAGAUUGCAGCAGCUACCUUCCUGAUGCCGAAUGGCAAUUUUGGUGUAGACUCUGUGCUAAGGAGGAUGUACGAAAUAUCAAUAUAUACCCAGAACAAAACAAAACUGAAUUGGCCACAAAUUCCACUCUGAUAGACUUUAUAGCGGAGUUUUUUAAAGUUCAUAUACGACAAAACGAAGAUUUACCACAUUGGCUUUGUGCACAAUGCUUUACAUCGGUUUCGGCCUUGUCCAAAUUCACAAAUCAAGUGAACAGAGUACAAAGUAUGUACAAUGAAAUACAAAGUUCUGGACACAGAAAAGCGGAAGAUUUCCGGGUUAUCCGAGAAAACUAUAACUUAUUCGGGUAUGAGUUAUUUAUGUUUGACAUAUCGGAUACCAAACCAUCUAUUGAAAAUAUUUUUGUUGCUGAUGGCCCCGAAAUAAUUGAGCAUAAAUCAUUGGAUAGUAUUGUAAAAAGUGAAGUAAUAACGGACGACUUACAGAGUGGCAUAUUUCUCAAAGACAUCGAAUUUAAUAGUGAAUUCCAAGAUCCCAUUGGUGAUGCAGUUGAAAAUCAUACUGACGAAGUAGGUAGUAGUGAACGCUUAAGUAAAAGUGUUGAAAACAGUAAAUCAGAAAAAACUAGCAAAGUAUAUAGCAAAAUCCAUCGUCUGAAAAGGCGUAAAAGUUCUUCGGAUGAGGAAUCGAAUGUAAACAAACACAGUUGUAACGAUUGCGCACUACAUUUCAAAAAAAGUAGCAAUUACCUUAUACAUAUGAGGAAAAAACAUGGUGUUGAAACACCACCUAGUAUCAUUUCUUGUCCACAAUGUUCAAGAACUUUCAAAUCUAAAUUCAAUUUUAAACGACACCUUAAGACACAUCGACCUGUAGCAGAGAAGAAAAUAUAUCCAUGUCCGCAAUGUGAUCGAAAAUUCCAAACGAAAGAUUAUGUAUUUCGACAUAUUAAGUUUGUGCAUGAAGAAAUUCGCCCGUUCAUUUGCGAAGAAUGUGGUGAAGGUACGCACACCGAAACUACACUGCGGGAGCACAUGCUUAAACAUACCGACUAUGCCCCUUUUGAAUGUGAGAUUUGUAAGAAAGGAUUUAAAACUCAAGCACGUUUGAAGAAUCAUAUGGAGAUGCACAGUGAACAUAAACAUAUAUGCAGUGAAUGUGGUUUAGAAUUGAAUUCGCGUGUAACCUUGAAUCGUCAUAUGCUUGUUCAUUCUGAUGAGAUGCGUCAUAAGUGCGAUUAUUGUGGGCGCGAAUUCAAACGAGCGAAAACUUUAAAAACUCACUUAUUACUUCAUAGCGGCUUGAAACCAUAUACAUGUGACUUCUGUGACAAAACGUUUGCCAAUGGCUCAAAUUGUCGUACUCAUAAAAAAAAGUCGCAUCCCGAAGAAUUGGCGGCUUUAGAGGCUUCCGGAGAAAAGAAAUUCACCAAAAAUAUCCCUAAAUUAGCGGUUUUAAAGUCAGUUACACGCACAGCUGAAGAUCUACUUCCCGUGGUAACCAAACAAAGUGGAAAUUUUUCUUCCGGCAAGAAACCGAAACCCCCAUCUAGUUGUAAAGAUGAAACACAACAAUAUUUAGAAAAUAAAACAAUACGGCAAAAUGAAAAUUUACCACAUUGGCUUUGUGCACAAUGCUUUACAUCGGUUUCGGCCUUGUCCAAAUUCACAAAUCAAGUGAACAGAGUACAGAGUAUGUACAACGAAAUACAACAUUCUGGACACAGAAAGGCGGAAGAUAUCCGGGGUAUACGAGAAAAAUAUAACUUACUUGGGUAUGAGUUAUUUAUGUUUAACAUAUCGGAUACCAAACCAUCUAUUGAAAAUAUUUUUGUUGCUGAUGGCCCCGAAAUAAUUGAGCAUAAAUCAUUGGAUAGUAUUGUAAAAACUGAAGUAAUAACGGACGAAUUACAGAGUGGCACAUUUCUCAAAGACAUCGAAUUUAAUAGUGAAUUCCAAGAUCCCAUUGGUGAUGCAGUUGAAAAUCAUACUGACGAAGUAGGUAGUAGUGAACGCUUAAGUAAAAGUGUUGAAAACAGUAAAUCAGAAAAAACUAGCAAAACACAUCGACCUGUAGCAGAGAAGAAAAUAUAUCCAUGUCCGCAAUGUGAUCGAAAAUUCCAAACGAAAGAUUAUGUAUUUCGACAUAUUAAGUUUGUGCAUGAAGAAAUUCGCCCGUUCAUUUGCGAAGAAUGUGGUGAAGGUACGCACACCGAAACUACACUGCGGGAGCACAUGCUUAAACAUACCGACUAUGCCCCUUUUGAAUGUGAGAUUUGUAAGAAAGGAUUUAAAACUCAAGCACGUUUGAAGAAUCAUAUGGAGAUGCACAGUGAACAUAAACAUAUAUGCAGUGAAUGUGGUUUAGAAUUGAACUCGCGUAUAACCUUGAAUCGUCAUAUGCUUGUUCAUUCUGAUGAAAUGCGUCAUAAAUGUGAUUAUUGUGGGCGCGAAUUCAAACGAGCGAAAACUUUAAAAACUCACUUAAUACUUCAUAGUGGCUUAAAACCAUAUUCAUGUGGCUUUUGUGACAAAACAUUUGCCAGUGGUUCCAAUUGUCGUACUCACAAACGAAAGUCUCAUCCCGAAGAAUUGGCAGCCUUAGAGGCUUCCGGAGAAAAGAAAUUCACCAAAAAUAUCCCUAAAUUAGCGGUUUUAAAGACAGUGUCGGAUACAAAAUCAUCUAUUGAAAAUAUCUUUGUUGCCGAUGCACCAGAAAUAGUUGUACACAACUCCUUGGAUAAUAUUGUGAAGAGUGAAAUCAUAUCGGACGAGUUACAGAGUGGCAUCUUUCUUAAUGAAAGCGAAUAUAAUAGUGAAUUUCAAGAUCCAAUUGGUGAUGUAAUUGGAAAUCCUAUUGAUGAAGUAGAGAGUAAUAAUUCCUUUAACAAUAUUAAAGAAGAUAGUGAAUCCGAACAAAAUGGAAAAGAAUCUGAGAAGCGUAUAUUUCCAUGUCCUCAAUGCGAUAGAAAAUUCCAAACUAAGGAUUAUGUUUUCCGACAUAUAAAAUUUGUACAUGAAGAUAUACGUCCAUUCAUUUGCGAAGAGUGUGGUGAGUGUACACGCACGGAAGCUACACUGCGGGAACACAUGCUUAUACAUACCGACUAUGCACCUUUUGAAUGUGAAGUUUGUAAGAAAGGAUUUAAAAAUCAGGCGCGGUUGAAGAAUCAUAUGGAGAUGCACAGCGACCAUAAACAUAUAUGCAGUGAAUGCGGUUUAGAAUUGAAUUCGCGUGUAACCUUGAAUCGUCAUAUGCUUGUUCAUUCUGAUGAGAUGCGUCAUAAAUGCGAUUAUUGUGGGCGCGAAUUCAAACGAGCGAAAACUUUAAAAACUCACUUAAUACUUCAUAGUGGCUUAAAACCAUAUUCAUGUGACUUCUGUGACAAAACGUUUGCCAAUGGCUCAAAUUGUCGAACUCACAAAAGAAAAUCGCAUCCCGAAGAAUUGGCGGCUUUAGAGGCUUCCGGAGAAAAGAAAUUCACCAAAAAUAUCCCUAAAUUAGCGGUUUUAAAGACAGUUAAAAGUAUAAAAUCUUCUAUUAUGUCUAAUACAUUUGAAGAUUUCAGAAGUAAUUUUGCCGAAACCGAAUGGCAAUUUUGGUGUAGACUCUGUGCUAAAGACGAUGUACGAAAUAUCAAAAUAUGUCCUGAGCAAAACCAAACUCCAGUUGACACAAACGAUACACUUGUAGACUUCAUAGCGGAUUUUUUUAAAGUUCAUAUGCAGCAAAAUGAAAAUUUACCACAUUGUCUUUGUGCACAAUGUUUCUCGUUGGUUUCUUCCUUGUCCAAAUUCACAAAACAAGUUAACAAAGUGCAGAGAAUGUACAACGAAAUACAAAGUUCUACCAAAAGAAAUGAUAAAGAUUUGCGAGUGAUACGAGAUAAAUAUAAUAUACUUGAGUAUGAGUUCGUUAUGUCUAAUAGGUCGGAUACAAAUCCAUGUAUUGAAAAUAUCUUUGUUGCCGAUGCACCAGAAGUAGUUGUACACAACUCCUUGGAUAAUAUUGUUAAGAGUGAAAUCACACCGGACGAAUUACAGAGUGGUAUCUUUCUUAAUGAAGGCGAAUAUAAUAGUGAAUUUCAAGAUCCAAUUGGUGAUGUAAUUGGAAAUCCUACUGAUGAGGUAGAGAGUAAUAUUUCCUUUGGAAAUAUUAAAGAUGAUAGUGAAUCCGAACCAAAUGGAAAAGAAUGCAAAAGCCCCAAUCGGAUGAAAAUGCAACCAAAUUCCUCGGAUCAAGAAUCAAAAACAGACAAAUACUUCUGUAACGAAUGCUCACUACAUUUCAAAAGGAGUAGCAAUUAUGGUAUUCAUAUGAAGAAAAAGCAUGGCAUUGACAUAGAAAGAGAUACUUGUUUUUCUUGUUCGCAAUGUCCGAAGACUUUCAAAUAUAAAUUCAAAUUAAAUCGACAUGUAAAAAUACAUCGACCGAUAGCGGAAAAGUGUAUAUUUCCAUGUCCACAAUGUGAUAAAAAAUUCCAAACAAAGGAAUAUGUUUUGCGACAUAUAAAGUUUGUACAUGAAGAUUUACGUUCAUUUAUAUGCGAAGAGUGUGGUGAGUGUACACGCACGGAAGCUACACUGCGGGAGCACAUGCUUAUACAUACUGACUAUGCACCUUUUGAAUGUGAAGUUUGUAAAAAAGGAUUUAAAAAUCAAGCGCGUUUGAAGAGGCAUAUGGAGAUGCACAGCGAUCAUAAACAUAUAUGCGGUGAGUGUGGUUUAGGAUUGAAUUCGCGUUUAACCUUGAAUCGUCAUAUGCUUGUUCAUUCUGAUGAAAUGCGGCAUAAAUGUGAUUAUUGUGGGCGCGAAUUUAAACGUGUGAAAGCUUUAAAAAGUCAUUUAAUACUUCAUAGUGGCUUAAAGCCAUAUUCAUGUGACUUCUGUGACAAAACGUUUGCCCAUGGCUCAAAUUGUCGCUCCCACAAAAGAAAGUUCCAUCCCGAAGAAUUUGCGGCCUUAGAGGCUUCCGGAGAAAAGAAGUUCACUAAAAAUAUCCCUAAAUUAGCGGUAUUAAAAACAGUUACCCGCACAGCUGAUAAUCUGUUGCCCGUGGUAUGUAAACAAAGUGGAAACUUUUCUUCCGGCAAAAAGCCGAAUGUCCAAUCAGUUGUAAAGGAGAAACUCAACACUGUUCCUACGACAAUUGCUCUAAGUAAACGGAACGGGCCCGAAUUUUUAUCCAAUGUUGUCAAUUCGGCGCCAUGCCUUGAAAUUACUUCAGGAAUGAACAACGAAACAUAAAAAUAUGCAAGGAAUAAUACAUAAGAGUGCUAUGACGGUAUUUCCUUGUUUAACAUCAUUGUGAGUAUCAAGUCCUUAUUUUUUACAAAGCUGUGAUUGAGCUAAAGUGAUUACUCUUGAUCGGCGACCUGAAGAAUACUAUAAUAACAGACAAUAUAAUACCAAGAAUUGAUAACUGGGGAAAUGGGUAUACACAUGCAACCUACAUACUACAUGCACUUAUGUAUAUGAUGUAAACAUAGUUUGUUGAUAUAUGUAUAUUAAUGGCUACUAUAUUUCUGCUAUACGUGUUUAAAACUAAGUCUUAAUUAGUCUUUAAGCCUCACUUAAGCAUAUCAAAAUUGUCAGUAUAUAUUGAAAUGUAUUUAUUUAUACAAAAAUCAGACAAUAACUACAUACAUACAUAUGCCUGAUCGUAGUGAUAAGUCAUAGUCUUAAAUUAUUUCACUAAGUUAACAUUUUUUAUUGCAUUAUAUUAUAAUAAAUGUUAAUCAGGAGUAUAUUUUUUUAUCAAAAACUUUUGAAAGUCAUUUGUCGCGUGGUUUCCUAGAUUUAAUUAUGAUUUCAAGUUAUUCAUAUAUGGCUAUGUGUAUUUGUCUGAAACAUGAUGAUAACGAAUGGCCUUGAACUUAUAUAAAUGGAAAGUAACUAGCAGCCAUACGCUCGCACGGCACACUUUAUCUGUAUGUGCGUGAUAACAUAAAACUGUCUGGUUUAUUCUUAAAUUUAAUACGGCAGUUAAUAGUUUUAGUUCAAAAUCUUAAAUUAUUGCCAUAAAGAAUAAAUUUGAAUUCCUAUAUUUUUGCUAUAAUUUUGAAUGACAGUCCUAUAACAGAUGAAUUUUUGUAUUUACUACCAUAAGGUUAAAGGAUAUUAAAACAAGUUAAAUCAUAUUAUUUUGGUCACCGAAACAGAUUCUAGCGGCUCAUCAUAGUUUAUAAGUUAUGUAUUUGAUAAAAUUAGCAUAUAUUUAAUAAA